This is a messenger RNA of Penicillium digitatum Pd1, 435 nucleotides long. Its product is annotated as O-methyltransferase, family 2. NCBI's taxonomy places the organism in Eukaryota, Fungi, Ascomycota, Eurotiomycetes, Eurotiales, Aspergillaceae. The record is from RefSeq and is a predicted model, not a curated record.
AUGCCCAUACCACGAUAUCACACUUUACUCUUCGUCCAGACAGACGCUCAGGGUCUAGGUAGUGGCAUCAAGCACCACGUUACGGGUGACGUUGUGACAGACAUGCACUACGAGUCAGCAAAAUACGAAAACCCCGAGACGGACGAGAACUUCUUCUCGACGGAUCUCCUUGGGCAUACCAGAGCUCUCAACUAUCCCAAGAACUGGAACGAUCUUCUUCAGUCUAUCCCAGCGCCACCGAAGCAGAAGGCUUUCAACCAAGUGACGAUGAAGACGGAGCCCGUCAAGAGCUGGGAUCCUCUGACGUUCUACGAGCCUGGAGAGCCUCGUCGGCCAUUAAUUCAAUGUACGGAGUGGAUUGAGGACCAGGCAAUCCCGAUUUUGAUUAAUGCGGGCCUGAUUCAGUGGAGGCAUGAGUGUAUCGCUGGUGCGUAA